Molecule: messenger RNA, 9161 nt
Organism: Melanotaenia boesemani (Boeseman's rainbowfish)
Lineage: Eukaryota; Metazoa; Chordata; Actinopteri; Atheriniformes; Melanotaeniidae
Product: DNA (cytosine-5)-methyltransferase 3A-like
Exons: 23
Coding region: 2075-4597 (840 amino acids)
Biological process (GO): negative regulation of DNA-templated transcription
Cellular component (GO): nucleus; cytoplasm
Molecular function (GO): methyltransferase activity
Source: RefSeq, a predicted model, not a curated record
GAGUAACAGAAGAUAGCAAUGUUCUAUGUUCUCCUCCACAAGAUUGUUAUACUACUGGCCACCACUUCAGUGGUUCCAAACCUGGGUCCCCCUAGGGAUAGGCCUGAUGGAUAGGAUACAUAUUUGGCAGCGUUCACAGUCAUGGACAGCACCUGUCAGGUAACUAAACGUACUCUUUAGUCAUCUGAGAUGUAUGAAGCUCUUCCAUCUUCAAUCAAGUUCUAGUUUCACCUGACAAUUUAUCAAAUGUUCCAAGAGAUUCAUAUAUGGUAUUCAUGGUAUUAAGUUCUUGACUAAUGUUGACAAGUAAACAGACUAUUGUGCAUGUGACAACAUAUAAAUUGCCAAGAGGUUUGGAGGUUUGUCCAUGUUAUUUUGAGGAUGUAAUUUCUGUUUCAAGAAAUGAGCCAAACUAAUGGAGAAAAACUGUAAUGAAUAAAUGGACAUCUGUUCAUUCUGUGCUACUAAUUUGUUGUAAUUUGAUGAAGCAUAUAUAUUUAAAAAUAUGGUGGCUUUAUGGAUUUAAGAAAUAACAGUUUUUAACAUUUGUAUUUUAACAAAACAGUACUGAUUUUUAGAGGAAUUUAUCCAUAUUCCUUUGCAUUUAUUUACAACAUGGGCUUUUAAUUUUGGGCAUCUUUAAAAAUCUUAUAAUAAUGCAUCUGUUUAAAUGGACAUAUUUGGAUUUAACACAAUUUAAAUAAUCUUUUGAGGUAAUAAUUGUGUGCUCUAAAAUGGUGAUGAUCACACACACCCUAAAACAAAACACAGCAUUUGUUCUGUCAAACUGAGUGGAUUUUAAGCUUUUCUUCACAUUUCUACACAGUGAAGGUCCAAAAUGACACAUGCAGAGAGCAUAAAAGCUUUAAUUCUUAUGUCUAUAAUCAGCCCAGAUGUGCGCACACAGAGCUCUGACACAUCACAAAUCGAUCAUGUGACGUAUUUGGCUUUCUUUUCUUUCCUCUCUCUAUUCAAAACAUAUGAGAAUACCCAUCAAAAUACAACUAUUAAUGUGAGUCAAGCAGAUCUGAAUACCAGUUGAAGUCACUCCAGAUGCAUUUUGAUAGGUGUGACAUGAUGUACUUAGAGCUGUCCAUUUACAAUCAGUUCACCCAGGAUAUGUGAAUAUGCAGCCAGGUCACAUGAAAACAGUCAUGAAACAGAAACAUUUGCACUCAUGUUCAAAAAUACAUUAUUUUUGCAUAUCAUUCAACAUGUCUGUCAAAGUAAUGUAUUUCAAAAGGAAGUCAGGUUUGUGUGUCCAAAACUUUUUUUUUAUAGUCCAGGAGGCAUGAUAUAGUAAUCCAGGAAAAGAAUAUUAUGGUACACUAUAUUAUAACCAUGUCUGUUUUAAUGUUUGUUAUAGAUGUUUAUUAUAACCAGUGUAGGUGUUGAUGCCUCCAAAAGUGGCAUUUGUCACCUGCAAGUGUAUUCCAACACUUCUUUUAAGACAGUUUCACAAGAAGCUGCAACUGUGAUUCUGUGUGGUUAUUUUUUAAUUUGCAGUAGCACAAAAAAGAUCUUUGUGAACAUGAACUAGUACGUUUUUGUAUUUAUGAAAAUGCAUUAAAAAUUGUAAUUUCUUGUGCUCAAAGAUGGUUGGUGAUUCAUAUUAUGUAACAAUUAGUGUUCAUAAGAAAAAUAGUGAAGACAAAUAUUUUGAUGUUUCUUAUAACUUCUCUUAGUCUUGUGAGAAAACAAUCAAUCUGUCUGAUAAAGUUUAAUUAUCUAAACUAAAUAUGUCUUUCGUGCAGAUUCUUGUCAAAGAAGAGAAGCCUGAACUUUUGUUUUUUGGUGUUUUAAUGGAAGUGGCUGUCAUGCUCUACUCCUACACCUGUCUUCUGUUUGAACGUGCACGUGCAUUGGUACAGUCUCCAUGCACGCAAACACGCGUGUGCGAGGUGCUUAGCUUUGUAGACUCUAGGACCCCGCGGAAACGUACGGCAGCCUCUGCGGCUCGUGAGAGAGUGAGCUAGUCCGAAGAAACAGAGAGAGAGAGAGAGCAGCGGAGUGAGAAGACCCCGGUAGAGCGCGAGGAGGGAGAGAGAAAUAGUGAGCGAAGCCACCACCUGCCAUGCCGUCAAACAGUCCUGCUGCUGCCGAGCCGCCUCAGACGCCUGAGAACGACACCUCCAAUGAUCUGAGUGAAGAUGGAGCAGACCAGGAUAGUCCAGAGGAGGGGACACCAGCGAGUCCUCGAAGCAAGCGCAGAGUCGGUCGUCCCAGCAGGAAACGCAAACAGCUGCUUCCUGAGAUGGCAACCUCUGACCCCUGUGCAAAUGCUCCCCCAACUCCGCCCGAGGAGCCGGAGCCCUCACCUCGCAAGAAGCGCGGGCGCCGGAAACUAGAGCAGUCCGAGAGGAAUAAGGACGAGCCAGAUGACAGAAACUGUGACUCCCCUAGGGAGGGGGAGACUGGGAGACUGCGGAGGAGGCCAGUCCCCAGAGUAACUUUUCAGGCUGGAGAUCCAUACUACAUCAGUAGGAGGCAGAGAGAAGAAUGGCUCAGCCGAUGGAAGAUGGAGGCUGAGCGACGGGCGUACAGAGAGGCAGAGAUAAACAUGAUGGAUGACCUUUCAGAGGCCGACUUUCAAAAAGAGGAGGAGCCAGCAAGCCCAGCUCCUCCCCCUUCACAACAACAUACAGACCCUGCCUCUCCAACAGUAGCCGUUACACCAGAGCCGGUUGCUAGGGGAGACCAGGGCACUCCCAGUGAGAUUGAAUACCAGGACGGUCGGGGCUUUGUGAUCGGGGCGCUGGUGUUUGGAAAGCUGCGAGGUUUCUCUUGGUGGCCUGGACGGAUCGUUUCCUGGUGGAUGAGCGGCCGGAGUCGAGCAGCAGAUGGCACCCGCUGGGUGAUGUGGUUUGGUGACGGCAAAUUCUCUGUGGUUUGUGUGGAGAAGCUGAUGCCGCUGAGCUCUUUUUCAUCUGCUUUCCAUCAGCCAACAUACAACAAGCAAUCCAUGUACCGUAAAGCCAUUUUUGAGGCCCUGCAGGUGGCCAGCGUGAGGGCGGGGAGGCCAGUUCCUUCCUGUGAUGCGAGUGAUGAUGCAGAGGGGGUGGAUCUUCAGACCAGGCAAAUGAUAGAGUGGGCCAUGACAGGUUUCCUCCCAACUGGUCCACAAGCACUGGACCCUCCAGAAGACGAACAGAAUCUAUACAAGGAAGUGUACCCAGAGAUGUGGGCGGAGCCUGAGGCAGCAUACACACCUCCACCUGCAAAGAAACCACGCAAGAACUCAGCAGAGAAAGCAAAGAUCCGAGAGGUGAUCGAUGAAGGGACCAGAGAGAGACUUAUACAUGAGAUCAAAAAGAAGACCAGGAAUAUAGAAGAUAUCUGCAUUUCCUGUGGAAGCCUCAAUGUCUCUCUGGAGCAUCCUCUCUUUGUAGGAGCAAUGUGCCAGGGCUGCAAAAACUCAUUCCUGGAGUGUGCCUACCAGUAUGAUGACGAUGGCUACCAGUCCUACUGCACCAUCUGCUGUGGAGGCAGGGAAGUGCUCAUGUGUGGCAACAACAACUGCUGCAGGUGUUUCUGUGUGGAGUGUGUGGACCUGUUGGUCGGAGCCGGCUCAGCAGCGGCGGCCAUCAAAGAAGACCCCUGGAACUGCUACAUGUGUGGAUCCCGGAACACCUAUGGAUUGCUACGGCGACGGGACGACUGGCCCUGCAGGCUACAGCACUUCUUCGCCAACAACCACGAGCAGGAAUUCGAGCCAGCGAAGUUGUAUCCUCCAGUUGCAGCAGAGAAGAGGCAACCAAUCAGAGUCCUCUCCCUAUUUGACGGCAUUGCCACAGGUCUGCUGGUGUUGAAAGAUCUAGGCAUCCAGGUUGACAAAUAUGUUGCAUCCGAAGUGUGUGAAGACUCUAUCACUGUUGGCAUGGUGCGACACCAUGGUCGCAUCAUGUACGUUGGAGACGUACGCAACGUAACUCGCAAACAUAUUGAAGAGUGGGGACCCUUUGACCUGGUGAUAGGAGGAAGCCCCUGCAACGACCUCUCAAUAGUCAACCCUGCAAGGAAAGGGCUUUAUGAGGGAACUGGCCGGUUAUUUUUUGAGUUUUAUCGCCUGCUGCAUGAGGCUCGACCAAAACCAGGCGAUGAGCGCCCGUUCUUCUGGCUGUUUGAGAAUGUGGUUGCUAUGGGAGUCAGCGACAAACGGGACAUCUCACGCUUUUUAGAGUGUAACCCAGUGAUGAUUGAUGCCAAGGAGGUCUCUGCUGCCCAUCGUGCUCGCUAUUUCUGGGGCAACCUGCCAGGCAUGUCCAGGCCUCUGACACCGAUGACGAAUGACAGGUUGGACCUACAAGAGUGCCUCGAGCAUGGCCGCACAGCCAAGUUUGAGAAGUUGCGUACGAUAACGACACGCUCCAACUCUGUGAAGCAGGGGAAAGACGAGCAUUUCCCCGUCUACAUGGACAACAAGGAGGACAUUCUCUGGUGUACCGAGAUGGAAAGGGUGUUUGGUUUCCCUGUCCAUUACACCGAUGUGUCCAACAUGAGUCGUCUGGCCAGGCAAAGGCUGCUGGGACGUUCCUGGAGCGUCCCUGUCAUCAGACACCUCUUCGCCCCGCUCAAGGAGUACUUCGCCUGCUACUAGUCACACACCAACUCUCUCUCUCUCUCACACACACACUGAUAAGUACAAACAGUAUACAGGUAGUACAUGAAGGUUGGCUGAUGCAAGAUGACACAGACCGGACUUGCACACAUAAACACACACACAAGUAAAGGACUGCUUUCCCAGAUCUCGUGUAGACCACUGGCUGACCCUUGUCCCUUGGUGCUACCUUGCUGAUUUAUACACACAUGCAAGUGCAGGGGUUUCUGUACUGUAAGUCUACAUACACUCACUUCCUGUCCAACCUUGAAACUGAUGUCUACUGGCUUUACUGUCGUGACAGCUGGAGUUCAAACCUCCAGGGGGCGCAAAACUAACAGAGAUGCCCUGUUUUUAGUAUCUAAAUACAUCAACACACCAGUGAAUCCUUCUAAACCGUAACACUUAACUGUAUUCAUUUUUAGUAAUAGUGCUACAGGUAUACUACAGUGCAAUGAACACAAAUAUUUCCAAAAAUACACACAAACAUACCAGUUAAAGUUUGUGGUGCUGAUCAGGCUGUGAUAGUCAAAAUGGUGCCACUUAAAUACAACACUUACAGUUUUUGGUGCUCUUGGAGACUGAAUGGUCUCUGGUUGUUUCACUCGCUGCAGUUUUGUUUCCUAAACUGAGAUAAGACGGACAAUAAUAAGCAGGUAGAGGCAGAAAAAUAUCCAAGAGGGGUGAAUUCUUAAUACUAGUACAGUGUUCAGUGUGUUAAGAAGCUAAGGUGAUACAGCUCAGAUAAAUUUCUAUUAAGCAUUCUUUUGUGUGUGAGUGCAACUAAUCAGAUUGUAAUAUUUCAUUCAUCUCGAAGGAGGAGCUGCUCUUUUUUUAAGAAUAAUCGUGGCAGGUGAGUUUAAACCAAGUUACAACAAUGAAAGCUUUUUAAUUUAACCCCUUUUAUCUGAAAUAUCAAUUUACCAAACAGCAAGAAAAGCUAAGGCUCCCCUCGGCUGGGGAGGGGUUCGAAAAGUGGAAUUUGCGUGUUCUUCCCGUGUAUGAGUGGGUUCUCUCCGGCUUCCUGCUACCGUCCACAGACAUGCAUGUUAGGUUAAUUGGUCGCCCUAAAUUCCCUCUAAAAGUGAAUGUGGGUGUGAGUGGUUGAUUGUCUCUGUGUGUUGUCCAGUGAUAGACCUGACCUGUCCAGGGUGUACCCUGCCUCUUCCCUGCUAAUUACUGGGAAAGGCUCCAGCCCCAUUGCAUUCCUGAAUUGGAAUAAGUGAUAAAAAAAAUAAGAAUGAAUGAAUGAAUGUUAAUUUUCAAAGGCCUAGGCUUGUUUAUGUACAACAGGCUUAAGUAUUAUGGUGAGGAUGUAACGUCCACGUAUGUGGUGCCAGGUUGUAGGAGGGUAAAUAAACAAGUGGAAAUACAAACUACAUUUUUAUAUACUUUAAUUAGCUUUAGACAAGGCUUAGUAAGUGUUACACAACCUUACUCUUGUCUACAUCCUCAGUAUGUAAAGUGCCCCAAAGUUACUGCAUUAGUGAGCUUUAAAUAUGUGUAAUGCUUCUCAAAUUAUUGCUUUUUCACUUUUGCUUUAAUGAAUGUGCUGAAAAAGCCUGUUCACCCUUUAAUCAAUAAGUAAUUGGUUGGUAAAUUAGGGGGUAUAGAUGUCAUGAUACUGUACCAGCAUGUGGUCAGUAUGUUGAUGCACAUCUUUAAUUUUUAUGGUCAUUUACAUUUAGGAUCAAAACACAGUGAUAAAAGUAAUAAUAAGUUAUUACAAAUUAUUAACAUGCAAAUAGCUUUAAUUAGUAAGUAAAUGUUUUUAUAGACAAUCUUUCAAUCUCCUGUAAAUAUAUUACUUACUUUUGGAAGGACGGUUCAAUGCAUAGAGCGUACAUUUUAGAUUUUGAAGUAUUAUCUGUCCUUAUUUCACAAACCACUUAUUGAGCCAUAUUUUCCACUUCAUUUUCCAAACAAAAGAACUCACUCUUUGGCUCCAAACUAUCAGGUUUAACUCAUUUUGCCAGAUUUUUCUUCAUGCAGAGCAGCGCUGUCUCUGAGAGAUGUUUAAUUAAAAUAUGGAAGGACUCUGUAGACAUUCUGUAUCUUCCUCGAGGCAGCAUUUAAAGUAAUCUCCUGUUGUGAUGCAGCUUCUCUUGUGCCUCAGCUCUGGUGUUGUCCUCUUUUGGCCUGGUGAAAAUGUAAAAGUCCACCAUCCCUGGAGGAGUCACGCUUCCUUGUUGCUUCAUGGAGGAUCCAUAUUGUGCUUCAGUUACUACACUGCAGUGAUGUCCCCUGAAACCAGACAGACCUUUACUCUAGACACUAUGCUGGUUUUCUACUUCCUACGACUGAACAGAUGACCCUGUUUAAAUAACAGAUACUUCCUUAUAUAACACAGGUACAACUUAACAGCCUGUUUUGGGUAUUUCAUCUAUCUUCUGCCCACUACAUGCUGGGAUAAACUGAGCUACUGCUUAGCUCUGAGUAAGAAUAGGUGGUCAUAGAAAGCAGCUUCUCAUGAAGUAAGGCAGUUUUUCUUCUAUUACACACUCAGACACCAUAAUAGAAAUCCAUGUGCUUAUAUGUGGCUUAUUUAAACAGGGCUGUCUUUUGAAAAAACAUUUCAGUCUGGUGCUUGUUGUCCUCUGACAACCAUCUUUUCCAGGAAGCCUUCCGAUCCUCUGACCUUCCUCAGAUACCAGCUAACAACUGGAUGUGCAGUCUAUGCUGACACACACUCUCUCUGACACACACAGCACAAACAGCCUCUCAAGACAGCAGUUAACCAGCAGGUUCAAAGUUUUUCCAUCAUGUUUACUCUCCAUUUAUACAACCAACCUUCAGGUGCUUUUUAAACUCUUGCUCUUUUUUACAGUGCUUUUGCAGGUCACACACACAGACACACACUCAUCUCCGACUUUUUCGCGCUUCUCAUAACUCCUGCUCCGCUACAAAACACGCCUUCAGCACAUAUACGCAUACACACUGUGUUCUUUGCCGGCCGCCUGUUGCAGUCAGGCUUCCCAAGGUGCUGCUGGGUGUGACAUCAUCACCCUGCAUCGCUCGGUGCUCCUUCUCCCCGUCCAACACCCUUUCUUUCCAACCGCAUCCCCUUCAAACAACCCUCACCACCACCCCCAGGUGCUGCAUGUCAGUCAGUCAGUGUAAUCUCUGAUUCCAUGUUAGAUUAGGGAGUAAUUAUAAUAAUAAUAUGGUAAUAAUAAUUACAAUAAUCUGUUAUUGUGUGUGUGUGCUGUUCCAGGUUGGUGCUCAGUUCAGUUUCAGUCUCAGCCUACAGAGGGGAGAGAGAGGCUGGAGAAAGCAUAUAGUUAGUAUAGUGACUUGUUCUAUUGUACCCAGGAAUGCCAGAAGAAAUUGUAGAAACGAAGAGCUGCACAAUGUUCUCAGAUCAGGGGUGAGUUGAAAUAACAUAAAAGAGCUGAAAUCCACCAUUUCUUUAUGUGCUCCCAAGCCAAAUGGUUUCCUCUCUAGUGUUUAGGACCUCGUAAAAACUUGUGAAAUAAAUUAGAUUGGUCAAAAAUUCAUUUAGAAGAUAGGAACGUAAAACAGGAAGCCUUAAACAUCUCAACACCGGGAUCACCAUGAAAGCUUGUCCUGCUAUUUAUUGUUUGUGUCCUGUUACCAAACUGACAACAGACCAAUAAUGAACUAAUUCUAGUCGUUUAUGACCCAUCAAAUUGGGUUAAUGCACAUUUUUAAUACAGCUUAAAGAUAUUUUUGUUGUGUUGUACAGAAAAAUGUUUCACAAACAUUAAAAUCACUUAGAAAUGAGAACAGUUGUUCCUCUUAUCCAACCAAAAAACGUGUUAGUUAACAAACACCAAUAAAAAAUAAAUAAAUAAAAACAAGAAAAAGUCUGCUUGUUAAGCAAAGAUUAGAUUGUGUAUCUUUCCAUCUUUAUAUCAUCCAUGAAAUUUUGACAAGAAUUCAUUUUUACCUAAAAAGUCUUUAAUAUUUUAUUUCCCUUGAUAGACUCCAUACAUAUCCUGAGGAACCUGUUCUGACCCAAAAGGUGCGAUUUCAACCUCAUUUAAAAUUUCCAGCUUUGUUAUUUCAACUCAUAUCUAUCCGAGAGCGCAGCGGGACAAGUGAAAGAAGAAACGAGUUGACAUUUCUAAAUGAUGGGUGACACGGUGAUGAUGUUUCUGUUCGCCUAUCGACAGCUUUUAGGCUGAGUGAUGCGCUGUUUUAAACACUGAUACACUUUCAGACAAACACACACAAAACACUCUUAUUGACACAGAGCGAACGACGCUCGCACAGAGACACAACAUCUACAAAUACAAUGCUGUGGCGCAUGCAGACACUCAUCUCAUGGACUAAAUGAAAGAUGAGCUUUUAGGAAAAGGAGGACCUGGUGGUGUUUCAAAAGGUGCUAAAAUUUUAUCUGAAAAUAAAAAAAAUAUAUUGUUAGGACUAUAAAUCAAGUUUGUCUUUACAAUGACUGUAUUUAAGUUUGUCGUAGUAAUGAAAGGCACUAUUAUUAUUUUACUCUUGUAUGAAUAUGAACUAAUUAAAAAAGGCAUUUUAACUUUGUACUUGAACAAUGUAAGAAAUGAACCGUGAAUAAAAAAAGGACUGUUCCUUGUGA